Messenger RNA from Venturia canescens, 8677 nucleotides. It is a transcript of the gene chico, whose product is annotated as insulin receptor substrate 1 chico. The transcript is spliced from 9 exons. The record is from RefSeq and is a predicted model, not a curated record. Gene Ontology annotation, molecular function: phosphatidylinositol 3-kinase binding; insulin receptor binding. Gene Ontology annotation, biological process: insulin receptor signaling pathway. Gene Ontology annotation, cellular component: plasma membrane; cytosol. The coding region runs from base 3278 to 7801 and encodes 1507 amino acids. Lineage: Eukaryota; Metazoa; Arthropoda; Insecta; Hymenoptera; Ichneumonidae.
UAGUACACUGGGAAAAGAGUGAGAAAGAGAAAAGAAGCAGCGAGGAGUUGGCGCGUGUGUGAGAAGUUACUUACGAAUCUCCGCCAGGGGGUAAAUGCGUAUUUGUCGUACUUUCAUCGUGGAAAACAGAUAACGUGUUACGUGGGUGAGACUAGCGAAGAAAUUUUUUUUUAAAUCAUGAAGAAUACGUAUUCGGGCGGCAAAAUUGAAUUUGUCUUAUUUUGAUUGUUCGGUUUCUCCUAAGAAAUAUAUUGGACAUCAUCGUAUACGAUUCAACAAAUAAACAGCGAGUACGGAUUAGUAUAAAAUAGAAUAAUCGAGAAAUAAUCACAGAAAUAAAAGAAAAACAACCACAUCGCUACGAGUUUAGUGACUAUAAUAAAUAAACAGGAGUGUGAUUUGGUUGCGCAUGCGCGUGUCCUUAGAACGAGAAGUGGGAGAAUAAGAGAGCGCUGCGGCGGAGGCUGGAACGCUGCUGCGGCGUGUCGCCUUCCCCUCAUUUCCUUUUCCGUGCCCCUCGGUUCCUCGUGUGUUGUUUUCUUUACCGUCUUUACUUUCACCCUGCCUCGCCACCCUUCUCAAUCCGCCUUUACCCCCCUUUCAUCUUUUUUUUAACCAAACUUCUCUCUCUCUCUCUCACUCCCUCCUCCUGUCGUACUUUUCUUCGGAUGUACAAUUAUUAUUUAGUCGCGUAUCCUCUUUUCCUUUACGCUGCGUAUGAGCUAUCAGAUACGCACGAGGGAAACGAGUGAGGGGGAGAGAGAGAGAGAGAGAGAGCGAACAAGAAGAUAGAAGAGAAAAUAAAAAAGGACACGUUGAUUUUUUUUUCGUAGUGCGCGUUUAUCGUUUUGUCCGCAUGAUACUGGCAACUACGUGCGACGUUAAACAUUUUUGAGAGAGAGAGAGAAAGCGUUAAAGUUUACGUGUGCCUAAAAAGAAUACAAAGAAUAAAUAUAAGAGAAAAGAAAGAGGAGAAAUAAAAUUUAAAAAAACAAGAGAGAAAAUCGACACCAAGGUGUCACUCUGACCAAUCGGCCAUCGACCCUGAGACGCUCCCCUCCAGCCCUCCCCGAGCUCCACUGUGCGCCGCACACACCAACUAUCGAAGAAAUUCCACGCGAGUUUGUUUUCUUGUUACGUUUUUUUCCCUCUACUUCCCUCGUUCCAUCUAUUUCUCUCUCUCUCUCCCCCCCCCCCCCCUUCCUCUCUUUCUCGCGCGCGCGUUGUCGUUACGUCUACGACCGAGAGAGUACAGUUCCUCUCGUGGUCUUAAUAACUCCACGAGGAUAAAAACAGAACAAUUGUAACUAACAAGGAAAAACUUUCGCGGCUCGAGUACGAGGAAAAUUCAUAUAAGCGGGAAAUCGAAGAGCUAAAUAUAAAAACACGCCCACCUGUGAGCAAAAAGCCAAAAAAAUCUUCGGUGCUAAAAUAUAUAUUUGUGAUACGUACACGCCCGCCUGUGCGUGUAUAACGUUUGCGUGUGUUUUUCGUCGCAUGAGAACGUUGUAAAGUCGAACGUGCCGUAAUAUAUACACAGGUGUAUAAAAGAAGAAAAAGUGUAUGCGUGAGCGAGCGAGCGAGAGAGAACGACGAAACACAAACGCAUGUUUACGCCCCCUAGUGCGUAUUACGGUGUGUACCGUGCAUGUGAAGGUUCUCGAGAUGAUGCGUGUCCUGUGAGUUUAACGCGAUACGAGGCUACGGAAAAACAUAAUAAAUAAAAGGGAAAGAAAACCAAUAUAAACAACAUCGACGCAACACUGUGACUUCGCGGUACGAAAAUAUAUAAAUAAACACGCGGAUACCCUAUAUUUGUGGACGUGAAUCUUUCGUAAAAACAGAAGACAAUAAUUAAUACAAGUUUUCAGCGGCGUACCGAAAUAAAAAUCGAGAGAAGAAAAAAAAACGACAAAACGAGUAUUCGACAAUUCGAAAUGAGGACAAUGACAAACUCGUGCAAACGAUCGGGAGAACUACGCAGAUAAAUACACGAAGCCGAAACGAAUUUAUAUACGAGGAAUCGAGACGAAAAAAAAACGUCGGGGCACAUAUAUAUUUAUAACACAUAUAAAUAUAUAUUUUUUGACCUGGAAGAGUGUCAAGGGUGGGAGGGGAACAGAGCUGAACACCCUUAGUGCAUUCCUAGUACAAACGCACUCGUGCUACGGCGCAUCGCGCGCGUUUCUCCCCAAAGUACCGUUGAACGGAGCAACAAGGACGAAUAUAUAAACAGUGCGAUGCGAAUGAGACUCGUCGAGGGCAGUGAAAGCUGAGAACGAGAGAACGCAAAAGAACUAAAAAGAGGGUGGGGAGCGGCGAAAUACUCGCCCUCAAAGUCUCGUUUUUCUGAUAUCACCAAAUUUCAUGACAACACGAAAAAAUAUAAUUGAUAUAUUUUCGUGUUCGAUAAAACGAUCAAUCACGAGGAUUAUAAAUAAGCAAGUGCGCAUUAUUAUUUUCCAAGGAUAACGUAUAAUUUUUUGACAAAAAAAAAAAAAAUACGUAGCGUCGUUUCAUAGGAAAUUUUCGAUAUCGAAAAAGUGUUCGUCUCCUUAGUUUUUUCUGUGGUAUUAUUCAUCGAAUUCGUGGAUUUUCUUAGUCGACCUUGCGCGCACGACGUACACGCGACGAAUGAACCACCGAGGACCGAAGCCGCCAUUGACGGGCUAUACGGGAGUGAACAUCCACGAGAAAGAGAGACGGCGAGUGCUUGGCUCGUGCAAGUCCGAGCGGACAAAAACAAUAACACACCGUUGCGCGUGAGCAUAAAAAGUAAUAAUAACAAUAGUAAUAAUAAUAAUAAAAAAAAGUCGAAGAAAAGACGCAAAUAGUGGGAAAAACAACUCUAGAGAUCCAUCGGAUUCGAGUGAGAAAGAAUCAUUCGUUGGAAAUAUAUACCGCGCACAAGUUUCGAAUUUCCGAGAAAGAGAAAGAGAAUAAAUAUUUUGGGAAUCAUUGAAUCGACGUAAUUAUUAAUAUUUAUCGAGGAGAGAAUCGUUGCUCGUUGAAACUUUUGGUUCGAUUUACCUCGGAAACGCACACCCGUCCGUGACAUUCUCAAGGUUGUUCGAUUUAAAAUAUUUAAAUGCGUUAUCGGUUGUUUUCCUCGAUUUUUUAAUCUCCCGUCGGAUUUAUGCCUCGUUACGAUUGACCGUCAAGGCUGGCUACUUCCGGCGAUUCGGCGGUGCCGCUGCCAUGUGAACAGCCACUGCGCGGCUUUCUCGUGAGCGUAGGCGACAAAUUUGCAACCACGUGUUUCCUAACGUCGGUUGUAAUGUCGUCGAGCAGCCGCGGACAGGUCUCAUUUUCGGGUGGACCCGUCGUACGCUGCGGACACCUUCGGAAAUUCAAGACCUUGAAGAAAAAGUAUUUUGUACUGAGAGCCGAUGCACCCGGACAACCGGCCUGUCUCGAAUACUACGAUAGCAAAAAGAAGUUCGACAACCGACAACCUCCCAAGAGAUCCAUUUCUAUGCGGAGCUGCUUCAAUAUCAAUCGUCGACUCGAUACCAAACACUCUCAUGUUAUUGCCCUUUACACCAAGGACGAAUGCUUCUCUCUCAUACUGGACAACGAACGCGAGCUCGAACAAUGGCUCAAUGCCAUGUUGCUACUCUCCGGCGAUGUACCGGAUGGCGAACAACCCAGACCGACUUUCGAGCACGUGUGGCAAGUGACGAUGCAAAAGAAGGGCCUCGGCGAGCGAAAGAACAUUCACGGUCUUUACAGACUUUGCUUGACCGAUCGCACACUCAGUCUCGUUAAGGUCGGCGAUCAUUCGGAUUCCAUCGAGUUUUCGUUGGUCUCCAUACGUCGAUGCGGUUACAUGGAUCGAAUAUUUUACAUGGAAGUGGGUAGAUCAGCGGUAACGGGAGGCGGUGAUUUGUGGAUGGAGGCGGAAGACAACAACAUAGCGUACAACAUGCACUCGGCGAUAUUGAGUGCGAUGAGUAGCAGCAGCAGCAGUGGUAAUAACACGACGAGCGUGACCGGAAACAAUUCGAGCAAGGAUGACGUUGGUCCACGUCAGAGAGGUCGAAGUUCUUCGGCGAACGAGGCGAGCAAACCAAUAUCGGUUUUGCAGCGAAGACACACGGGCGCCAAGCUUCACGGUUUUUCACCGCUGGAGGAACAGAGCAACACCGAGGAACAAAUGGAUUCAUUGCGGGAGCAAAACAUCACUGCAUCCGCCCCCUCACAGUGUAGCCAAUCACAGAGUAUCUCCUCCUCAAAUACACUUACGGCUGUUCGAGGUACUGGAAAAUUGGGGACUAAUGCAGUUUGCAGCGACAGCGUGAUCGUCGUCAUCGGCGGUAAAGAGAACAGCAGCAACGGCGACAGCAGCAGCGCUGCUGCCACUGCAAAAAGGCGUCGUCAUUCGGUAGCGAGUCAUCCCCAUAUCACAAAUAAUCCCCAAUCCGUAAAUCCAAUCACAAUGACAACAACAACAACAACAACACCAACAACAAGUACUACCACAACAGCAUCAACAACAACGCCAAAAGCGGCAACAACAGCGACAAAAUCGCAUCAGAGAACCUUGUCGCUGCCGUUGGCUGAAGUUGUAGUCAAUCAAACGCAAUCAUCCAAAAGAUCCGUUUUACGCUGUGCUACAGGACGCGACAGGUGCGAUAGUUUGCCUUCAAGGGCUCGAACGACGAGCGAAGGACAUCCGACACCGCUCGUUCUAGGGCAUCCUCGAAACGGUCAUUUGGCGCCACAUGUUCCCCGACCGCACUCAAUGUACGGCCGAGGAUUGUCUUAUUCACCGCCGGUAUCGUCGAUGCCCAUUAGUCCUGCUUCCGGCGCGUGCUCCACUGAUUCAGCAGGCUCGUCGCUCUCGAUGGAUGACGGUACUGAAAAUAUCCUCGAGGAGGGAACUGCCUCAUCAAGAUACGGUCACUCUUUGACCCCCGACGAGCCUGUCAUCCUCGAGGAAAAUCCUGAUGACUAUGCGCCGUGGUCGGGAUCUCACCCGCAUCACAAAUACUCCCCGAAUUUCAAAUCGCACUCUCCUUCCCAGCAGAGUUGCUACGUCGACAUGUACAGUCCUUGCGGUUCGAGCCCGGGUCGCGGUGGCAUCUCGGCUUACAUGCCAAUGAGUCCAGCGACAGGUGCAGUGCAGCAGCAGCAGCAGCCGCAGCUGCAGCUGCAGCCGCAGCACAGUCACUCGCGUGCAUCAUCCUUGGUCGAGGAAGCAACAUUGCCGGAUGGUUAUGUGCCGAUGGCGCCCAUGGGUGACGAUGGUUACGUAGACAUGGAUCCGUCGAACAGUUCUUCGCACCACAAUCACAAUGGUCACUUUCCGGACGACAUGUCGCAGCACGGUGGUAGUUCAUGUUCCGUGACGUCGGGUACGCCAAGUACGGAUCUACGUUUUUCGGAGUAUCAUUUGGACAAGGUGACGAGUUAUUUAGCCCCGGGCGAGGAGAAUUCGGCGCGACCAACGCGAGCGUAUUCGGUUGGUUCGAGGCCGGAGCCAGCGAGUAGACAGCGAAAAAAUCGUUUCGACAUAGCGCAACAAGAGUCCAGUAGAGUGCGAGCAUUCUCAGUUGGUAGUCGUUCAAAAAGGCCGGAAAUCAUAGGUCGACUCGCAAGUGUAAUUGCGUCGAGAUUACCAUCCGGUAUAAUCGACGGUUCCAAUUCUAACAAAUCGAAUUCGGCACCUCUGUUGUCGAGCUCUUGGGGUCACAAUUCUGGAUGCUCCGUAACAUCGGAGCGAAUGGAAGAUCUCAUGGAGCUUGAUUUCACGAGACCGAAUCCGACUCCGGAAACAGUUAAUUCACCACCUUCUUCCUCGUGCUCGCACUCACAAUCUUACUCCACUGCCACGGAUACGAGUUCCUACGUCGACAUGUUACCUGGACAGCCGCACUCUUCCACUUCGACUAUACCUACGGCUACCACUGUUACUGCCCCUUACGUGGAUAUGAGUGGCAUCAAUAAGAUUAAUCGUAACAAUAAUAACUAUAACAACAACACCAUCAACAACAACAACCACAACCACAACAACAACAACAACAACAACAACGCCAACAAUAAUAAUAACAACAACAAUCCGACCACUGCCAAUCACAAUCAUAAUCAAGCGACGACAUCUGUAUCGUUGAUCGUUCAUAAACCGGUUAUCAAAACGCUCAAACCGGUCGAGGAAACAGAGGGUGCCUAUAUGAGAAUGGAAAGGUCCAUUGAGGACUGGUCCAGAGCUGGCACUAGUCCCAAACAAGCACCCUCGCCCAUGCAGGAUGAUUAUAUGCAGAUGAAUGGACCCCCAGGUGGAACGCGAACCGCACCAGUCGAUUUGCCUCAACCGCGACGUCCCCCAGAAGGCUACGUCGAGAUGUCCUUCAAAUCUCGUCCCAGUCUCGAGCAAGAAUACAUAAAUAUGAGUAUGGGAAGUGGUAGCUCGACAGGUUCAGGGUCAACGGGUUCGACUCGCACGAGGACACGGAGACAACGUCCAGGAAGUCGUACAGAAAUGUCACAACGAUCUAAGCCAAUAGCUAUACAAACGUCGAGCAAAACGACGGAAAUACCGAGUUUCUUACCGUUGAACGGUAGUCCAACAUCGGAGAGUUUGGCGAGUACUCCGGUAUCGCCCCCGCGUGCUACACCAACCGGUUCCAACGCGACGAUAUUUCCCUUUUCGUUGAACAGUCCUCAAUCCCCCAUAAAGCCUUUCAAAAGCGCUGUCCCGAUGGCGGUGAUGAGUCAAGAGGACUGCGGGCCGAUUAUUGGCUCAACGACAACUCUGACAACGUCCGCAUCAGGAACGAUUCCCGCUGAUUACGCGAUGAUGACGCCAGCAAUUCCAUCGGGUUCUGGCACAAGCGACACAACUUCCCUUCAAAUGCCAAUCCCGCAGACGCCCAAUCACGACGAAGUAACGCAAUUGUCCUCCAGCUCGGUUAAUACUUUGCACGACCACCAAGUACCGCAAAGCCCGUUGACAAAGAGGCUCGCCGAGCUGACUCUUUCGCGCACGAAUAUCAGUCGGAAUCCCUGCAAUCUCACUGCGAGUGUUCCCCCAAAGGAAGGAGGGGAAAUUAAUCCUGUUGAGAAAACUCCUAUAAAUUUGGUCGAGAAUAUGACUUCGGGUUUUCGAUUGCCCAGUCCAUCGAGUGAUCUCUCCCAGAGCCCUGUCACCAAGAGACGCGGUGGCGAAAUAACCUUUUCCAAAAUUAAAACUUGCCGUGCGAGCUAUCCCAAGGACGAGACGAAUCUUCCGUCCACUUCCUCGUCGCACACGGGCAAAACGAUUCUUGUUAAUAAUUGCGAUACCAACAACGAUCUUCACGGAACUGCUGCAACCGCAACAACGACGACAAGUACGACGUGUCUCGGACAAAAUUCACAGUCGGAAUUGCCUACCAGUCCACCACUUACUAAAAGACUGUGCGAUCUCAGCGUCGCCAAAACUAAAUUUGUUCAGCCCUCUCCAAAUACGAGUCCUACCCUUUCGGCUGGAUUCAAAAUCAUUCAGGUCACACCGAAAAGCCUAAAUAGCGGUACUAGCGUCACCGACGAGGAUCGGAGCGGCGGUACAACGCCCACGACAACGCCAACGCCAACCCCGACUCCAACCCCAACCCCAACCCCAACCCCAACCCCGACCCCGACCCCGAGUCCUCUCGACUCGGAGGGUUACGAAAAACUUCAGCCCGGUGCAACGAUACUCCACUACGCGAGUCUCGACCUCCCGGAAGUCGUUGGUCCACCACCUCCAGUUUCGCCGACCCCGGUUAUCGAAGCGUUCAGUUAUGCGGAAAUCGAUUUUGCUAAACUCAAGCAAAAUUAAUGAUUCUCUCGAUAAUCUUGGGCAAAAUAAAAGAGAUAAUUGAACGAACGAAUGAAAAAAUAGGACGAAGCAGAAAGACCAUAGCGAAACAACGAUCUUGAGAAAAUUCUCGCGUUCGUGUAAAUAGAAACGGUUUUGUUCCGAAAAUAAUAGAUAAAUAAAGAGGCAAGAAAAACAAACUCCUUAACUUUUUCAAGAGCUCCGAAGAGCUGCUAUGAGGAAAGAAGAAGACUUUAGCGGCGAUCGGUAAUGGCGAAGAAAAAAAAUCCGAUCGUACGAAUCUCCUCUGCUCCGCCUGCCCGCACUGUAAAUAGUAGAUUGAACAGAAAAAUUCAAAAUUAGAACGGCCAAAUCCCCUUGUUACUUUCAUUUUCGUCGCGCAUUUUUCAAGUUUUUCUUUUUCCUUUCCGUCUUCAAUGGUUCUCGACUGCGAAAAGUAGCCGAGAGAACUUUUCCAUUUUGCCGCUAGAAAGCGUUACCAUUCGCGGUUGACGGAUCCCCAACGUCGCAACGAGAAAACUACGAAUAGUUCCUGCCUCCUGUAUUGCAAUUGGAAUUGCAUCGCUUUUUCGUUUCCUAUUAUUCGUAAAUGCAUGAAGAAAAAAAAAAAAGACAAACGAUGAAAAAUUUGAAAAUUGUACCGUUGAACGAAUGAAAUUUAACGAAGGAUUCGGAGAGAGAAGUCUAGAUCACUUGACAGUGAAAAUCACUAUACAUACUAUACAUACGAUGCAUAUAGCUCUAAGUUAUUAUAGCUUCGAAUUUACGAGUAAAACUAUAUAUAUGUGUAUAUGCGUAUAUAUAUUAAUAUAAAUAUAUAAAUAUACAUGAUGAACAUAACAAUAUUAACAGUAAAUAAACACAUAGUUCAAUGAC